AUGCAUCAUAUGUAUUCAGACGAAAGCGAAGCUGUCAAAGCCAAGAUUGACAAGAAGUAUGAAGAAAUGAAGGCGAGAUAUACAAAACAAUGUCAAUGCCUUAAGUCAGGGAAGCCACCAAAAAUAGACAAGAUGGCCAAAAUCAAGGCUAUCAACGAACUCGGCCCUAUGCUCGAUCAGGUCCUCAAGUACCUUGGACAUAUGACUGGAGGGUGGAAGUUUAGUGUGUUGAUGGGGGGUCACGAUCCUAGCACAGGUGAAGUGUCAGUGUUUAACUACCACGUGGGAGAAGUUGAAAGUGGCGCACAUUUUGACCAAGCAUACAACAAGUUCGAUGCUGUGCAGAGCACCUUCCUAGAAUUUGUCAAAAAGUCCAUUGCGUUCAAGUCUACAUUAACGCAGGAGCCAGAGUCAGCCAAGGAUGAGGAGGAAGACGAAAGUGAUGGAUUGUUGUUGUUGGACUCAGACUCUGAUGAGGAGUGGGGAAAGAGCGGUGGUGAGGGUGUGCAGAGUCAAGUGCAAGAGGAUCUCGGGAACCACCUCUAUCACAUGACUCCUCAAUCUGAUGGAGGGGUCGAUCUACCUCCCAAUGCUAAUGAUGCAUCAUCGACAUCCCUUGUUUAUACAUCACCCACUGGUUACGCGACUACCACCAGUGAUGCAUCAUUUAGCUUUGAUUCCCAGGCAGCCGCGGCCCACCACAUAACGAUGGACUUUUCAGUGCUUGAUCCGUCACUGUCUGACCCCAUUGUACUGGGCAAUUUAGAUUUUUCAGUGUUUGAUCCAGCAGCUUUCUCUGCUGCAAUAAACGAUCCGACCUUUGACAUCAACGCACUCAAUUCCUCCGAUGUGCCUCCCAUGAAUUCGUAUCCUGAAGUCCAGGACCACUUAUGUUUGUCAACAUCAAUCCCACAGACUCCGGAGGUUCUUCUUCCAGCUGUACAUCACGAGGAAGGGGAGGAGAAUGAUGACUCCAAUGAGUCACCUGCUGCUUCCCAUGCCAGGUGCAGAAAUCAUUUCGACCGAACUCAGGCACCUGCACUGUCCACAGAACAACCUCAAGCCCCAUGUCGACGUGCACGCAACAACAUCCCGUUUAAUCCAUGUGAACGCGACAAUGAGAUUGGUGCCUCAACACAUUGUGCUCCUACUUCUGUUGCUGCAAAGCAUAAGCGCAAAAAUGCCGAGGAAAACUCUGAAGGGCACAACAUCGUUAAAAUAAGGAAGGUUGAGAUGUUGGAGUCCGAAGAACCGAAGGCACCAGGGGACGAGUGA
This is a messenger RNA of Suillus discolor, 1275 nucleotides long. RefSeq lists its product as uncharacterized. The coding region runs from base 1 to 1275 and encodes 424 amino acids. The record is from RefSeq and is a predicted model, not a curated record. The transcript is spliced from 5 exons. NCBI's taxonomy places the organism in Eukaryota, Fungi, Basidiomycota, Agaricomycetes, Boletales, Suillaceae.